Molecule: messenger RNA, 897 nt
Organism: Sciurus carolinensis (gray squirrel)
Lineage: Eukaryota; Metazoa; Chordata; Mammalia; Rodentia; Sciuridae
Product: vomeronasal type-1 receptor 4-like
Exons: 1
Coding region: 1-897 (298 amino acids)
Biological process (GO): G protein-coupled receptor signaling pathway
Cellular component (GO): membrane
Molecular function (GO): pheromone receptor activity
Source: RefSeq, a predicted model, not a curated record
AUGGCCUCCAGGAACGUAGUAAUAGGACUGAUGUUGUUAUCACAGACUGCUGUUGGAAUUCUGGGAAAUCUCUUUCAGCUUUAUUACUAUCUAGUUCUUUCCUGUAAUGAGCACCCCUUAAGGUCCACUGAUCUGAUUCUCAAGCACCUGAGUGUAGCCAAUGCCCUCAUCAUUCUCACUAAUGGUGUUCCCAGGACAAUGGCAGCUUUUUCUUUGAAAUAUUUCUUCAGUGAUUUUGUAUGUGAACUUAUUUUGUACAUUCAGCGAGUGGGCAGGAGUGUGUCCAUUGGCAUCACCUGCCUCUUGAGCGUCAUCCAGAACAUCACAGUGAGCCCCAUGAACUCCUGUUGGAACAACAUCAAAAGAAAAGCCCCAAAGCACAUUGGCUUCUCCAUUUCCCUCUGCUGGAUCCUGUACAUGGUGGUGCAUUCCAUUUUCUCUCUCUAUGUGGUUGGAAAACAGAGGAGUGAAAACCUGACAAAGCAAAGAUAUUUGAGGUACUGUUCUUCUGCAGGUCAUGACAAAAUCACAGAAACAUUAUAUGCAGCAUUGUGUGUAUUUCCUGAAGUGGUAUUUUCCAUGCUCAUAAUCUGGUCCAGUGGCUCCAUGAUUCUUCUUCUGCACAGGCACAAGCGGAGGGUUCAGCACAUUCACAGCAUCAAAGUUUCCUCCAGGUACUGCCCUGAGUCAAGAGCCACCAAGAGAAUCCUUGUUCUUGUGUGCACCUUUGUGAGUUUCCACACCCUCUCCUCCAUAUUGCAUGUUUGUAUAACGUUUCAUUUUAAUCCCAGUUGGUGGUUGGUGAACAUCAAUGCACUGAUCUCCCUGUGCUUUCCCACUGGCAGCCCCUUUCUUUUCAGUAGACAUGACUCCGUUCUAUCCAGGCUCUGCUUUUAA